This is a messenger RNA of Penicillium cinerascens, 1353 nucleotides long. RefSeq lists its product as uncharacterized. The transcript has a single exon. The record is from RefSeq and is a predicted model, not a curated record. Bases 1 to 1353 code for a protein of 450 amino acids. Lineage: Eukaryota; Fungi; Ascomycota; Eurotiomycetes; Eurotiales; Aspergillaceae.
AUGGACCUCUGGCCCUGUGGGCGUCUCUCAGCAUGGGAUGGCGAUUCAUCCAGCUUCAUUCCAGAUCCAACAAUUAGUGCCAGCACCCUGGCUCGCCUGGUGGAACAGUAUCCUAUCGCUGAUUUUGGCAGAAUCCGUACCUUCAGUCAUACGCAAACAGAAGAGUUUAUGAGAUGGCCUUUUCCAGCACAAGCACGUCUGCCCGACCUCGGCGUCUACCUGGCACUGAAGACCCUGUCUGUGUCAGAGCGUUCCAGCCGCUAUCCCGUUGACUUUGACUGGUGUGGAAACAUUCGAGUGAGUCGGAAGCCAUGCGGAGAACCUGUCAUCGUGCAGGCAUAUGGCUUGCUUUGGAUUGCUGUCUGGAGGCGGUCAAUCAUCUUGUGCGGUGAAGACUUGGGGACACGCCAUGGCUGGAUAAUCAAACCGACGCCUUCCUCGGAACUUGAGCCCGCCUUCUAUGCAGGCAUCAUCCUCCUUCCCUCGGACUAUCAGGGACGCCAGUAUGUGGAGUUUCUGCGAUUGGACUACGGCCGCUCUGCCAACAUCCAAUGGAAUCAACAGGUCACUGAGCUCAAUGCCCAUACCGACUUUACACGCGGCUGGGAUGAGAAAGUUCUCGAGCUCACUGACGCUUACACUCCGCGAGUCCAAGUCAUGCGGACCAUUCCCGGUUUUCGUGUCACCGCUGUCAACCCCAUCGUGGAUAUUGACUGUAGCCAUGCCCCCGUUUCUCGUAUCCCGAACCACGCUGCGCUGCUGAAUUUGCCAUGGCAAGCCGAUUCCUGGUCAUCACACCCAAGACUUGAUACUUGGUCCUUUGACCCUCGCCUCCAGAGACCGUUCAAUCCGCUCCCGGUCCAGUUGAUAACCACCCGCUACGACUUGAACAGGAUUCGUCAUUACCGCCCCUAUGACGACUGGCUUGUGUUGUUUGCUGAAAUUAUGUGCCGGGUGAAACCCGGACCUGAGCAGUCUGCGUUUCAGGCCGUCGGAAAGGCUAUCGUUCAUCGUCGCGAGCUUGCCGUCUUUUUUCCUGAUUCAUCAGGAGGUUCCACGAUGCUCUAUUCUAAGCAGAGAUCCCUUGACGGACGGGGUGGUAUGCGAAUCCUUCAGUUUAUGGAAACUUUGAAUGAUGCCCAGCAGAAAGUUGGCAAGCUCGGAGACACCCGUUUCGCGAAUAUCCUUGCCCACUUCCUUUGCGCUAUGCAGGUUCCGUGCCUCUCGAUCAAGCCCAUUCCACUGGCCACCGUGCGAGAGCUCGCUGGUUAUCUGAGCCUUUCAUCAUCUACGUUCACCUAUGAGAAUUUCUUAGCCUACCUCAGAAGCUCCCUUCGUCAUCCUCGUUCGUGA